This is a messenger RNA of Gopherus evgoodei (Goodes thornscrub tortoise), 1420 nucleotides long. RefSeq names its product rano class II histocompatibility antigen, A beta chain-like. The record is from RefSeq and is a predicted model, not a curated record. Lineage: Eukaryota; Metazoa; Chordata; Testudines; Testudinidae. Gene Ontology annotation, molecular function: MHC class II protein complex binding. The transcript has 5 exons. Gene Ontology annotation, cellular component: membrane; MHC class II protein complex. Gene Ontology annotation, biological process: positive regulation of T cell activation; immunoglobulin production involved in immunoglobulin-mediated immune response; peptide antigen assembly with MHC class II protein complex. Bases 56 to 904 code for a protein of 282 amino acids.
GAGACAGUAUUGUUAGCUUUGAUCUCCCCAUCAACUUUCCCCCUCUUGAACAGCGAUGGCCACCGGGGGGAUCCCUGGGAUCGCCAGGAACUGCUGGGCUGGGGUUCUAAUAGUGGCGAUAGCACUGAGAACUCACAGAGCUCAUUGCACAGACCCUCCAGAGCAUUUCCUGCUGCAGGAGAAGUCUGAGUGUCACUACACCAAUGGCAUGCAGCAGGUGAGGUAUCUGAAAAGACUGAUCUGGGGCCAGCAGGAGAUCUGUUACUAUGACAGUGACUUGGGCUUCUCGGUGGCCCGCACGGAACUGGGUCGGCCGAUCGCAGAGUAUUGGAACCGGCUGGAGUGGCUGAGCUACUUGUGGGCUUCAGUGGAGAAGUUCUGCAGUUAUAACCACAGGAGAUUUGAGAACAUCACUGUGGGUAGGCAAGUUAAGCCCAGAGUGAAAAUUUCUACCCUGAAAGCAGAGUCUUCCCACCGCCCCAGCUUGCUGGUUUGCGCUGCAACAGGGUUUUAUCCUUCUGAGAUAGCGACCAAGUGGUUCAAAAAUGGGCAGGAGGAGACAGCUGGAGUUGUAUCCAGGGAGCUGCUACAUAAUGGAGACUGGACCUUCCAGAUCCAGGUGACGCUGGAAACAAAACCCAGGUGGGGAGAUGUCUACACCUGCCAAGUGGAGCACGUCAGCCUGCAAACACCCAUCACCAUGCAGUGGGUGGCACAGUCUGACUCUGCCAAGAGCAAGAUGUUCGUUGGAAUUGGGGGCUUCGUACUGGGGUUGAUCUUCAUGGUGCUGGGACUUCUUGUCUACCAGAAGAAUAAGAAAGGAUACCUGUGCUUGGACACUGCAGACUCUCAGGCUGCUGGGAGUGACAGGGGCAGCACUACAAACUUACUGCUCUGUGCCUAAAAUCCUUCCAAGUUCUGCGAAGGGCCAUCUCUAAAUCUUCCCUUAACUCUCUGCAUUCACGCAUGUGCUAUUACUCUUUCCCUUCCCCUUGCUAGCUGUUCUUGAUGUAUUCUUGCUCAGGUCAAUACUGUGCUGCCUCUGGCAGAGGGAAUCAUCACUUUCCCUCAGUCCUAGCAGGUUCCCCUCCUGCCAGCUUUUCCUACUGCCCCGCCCCAGAUUUAACUGCUCUGCAGUUAAAGAACCAAAGUCUUGUAGAUCUGAGAUUGUCCCCCAGGGGCUGAUUUCAUGCAAGCUGUUGACUUGCGGACUCUCCAGUGGAAGAGGAGGGAAGGAUCCAGCUGUCAUCUGGAGUUGAGGAUGGACCAGCUACUCCAAGUGCAGCACAUACCCAGACAGAAAAGAGGGGAAUAAAUAAUAAUGUUUCUAACUAAUGCUUUGCACUUCGAGAAAUUUUAUCUAAGGGUCUGAAAGGAUUUUAAUAACUGUGAGUUAAUUAAAAGUUCCAAUUAACCUGGA